Messenger RNA from Cuscuta europaea, 1105 nucleotides. Lineage: Eukaryota; Viridiplantae; Streptophyta; Magnoliopsida; Solanales; Convolvulaceae. The record is from the annotation of a GenBank genome assembly.
UUUGACUCUAGUUUAAAAAAAUAUGUUGUACACAAAAGUAGUUAAUUCACUACUUAAUUUGCUAUAACUCGAAUUAAUAGUUAGAUAAAUAGUUAAUUACUUAUUUACAAUUUUUUAUUAAUUGCUACAUUUGACUCUAGUUUAAAAAAUAUGUUGUACACAAAACUAGUUAAUUCACUAGUUAAUUUGCUAUAACUCGAUUUAAUAGUUACAUAAAUAGUUAAUUAGUUUUUUACAAUUUUUUAUUAAUCGCUACAUUUUUUAGAUGGAUCGUCCUAGAUAUUCGGUUGAUAUGGGUAACCUUGAGCGCAACCGAACGAAAGAGCUUGCGAGGAAGAGAUCCUGCAAAGACCAACCGAGGACCAUUGACGAAGAAGAGCUCGAGGACGAGGACGACGAUGUGGAGGAAGUAAUUCCGGAGAGCCACGACGAGGAGGAGGAGGAGGAGGGUUGCGGCAGCCAUGAUGCCGACCAAGCAGCCUCAUCCCAAACAGGUACAAAAAAAGUAAAUCUGAACUAAUGGCUAAUAAUUUUUCUAAGUGGAAGGACCCGAACACCGGGAAUUGGACAGCAACUUGCAAUUGGUGCAAGAAAAACUAUAGCUUGGGGAUUUCCGGCGGAUACGGAUCCGCCACAAGACACCUUAAGUCCAAACACCCGGUGGAGUAUGCAAAAUUAGGCGGCGGAACGGGGAAGCAAACGCAAAUAUCGAGGUUUGCAAAUAACCAACAAGCUUUUGGUAAUUUCUCAUACAAUGAUGCACAAAAUUUGACAGGUAUGGCUAACUUACUUGUUGAAGAAAAUUUGCCUUAUUUGUUUUCUGAAAGUCUUGCUUUUCGUGAUUAUGCACAAACUUGUUUAAAUCCGCAAUAUAGAGGUUAUAGUCGCAAAAUGGUUAAGAAAGAAAUUUCAAGGCUUUAUGGUGCGGAAAAGGUAAGGUUACAAAAUUAUUAUGCAAACUUUGAUGGACGUGUUACUGUAUGUUCUGACAUAUGGGAGGAUACUUGUCAUAAUUUACAUUAUUUAGGUCUGACUGUACAUUAUAUUGAUAAUGAUUGGCAUAUGCAUAAACGUGUUCUUGCUUUCCGUGAAUUUAAUGAUCGUC